AUGGUCCUGAAAACGAUAGAAGAUAAUUGUAAAUCACAAUUCGACGAUGAUUUGGUCGAAGAUUUCAAUAAUUUUCAAACGACUUCUUCUAUGUCUUCAUCAACAACAAUAUCUACUGAAGAUUUUAAUACGAUCGAAAUCGAGUCAACAUUCGAAAUAUGCAGAAGUGGCUCCUAUACAGAAGAGCCAAUUCUUGGAGAAAAUGAUGAAUUUUUGAUUGAUUUUGAAAUGGAACGAUUUCUGAAAUUCCUUAAAGACAAAACAAAACAAGUAGAAAAAAGAAAAGAACCUUUCUCCCAAAAGGAAAUAUAUGCAGUUUUCCAACGACGCAUUAAAUCUGAGCUCUGCAUUGAAACGGUGAAGAAAAAGUUCCAACCACUCCUUCCCAAUGCAAUUCAAACAUGCGAGUUCGACGAGGAAACUAUGAUAAGAAUGAUCUAUGGUGCAGGAAUUCGAAUAGACUCUGUGGAUUUCUGGAACCGGUUCACAUCGAAAGCGACAAUUUCACUAGACUGCUACUCAAGAUUGAUCUCAUACUCUUCCGACUCUCUGACCUUAAGUGGUACUCAUCGUUCUGGAUUCACAUAUCAUUGGAUAUCCACACCCCCUGUUACUUAUCAUAGGACUGAAAAUAAGGAUCCAAAUAUACAAGAGCCAUCUCCAGUUGAAUUUCUAGAUGUACAAUCGAGUCUGGGUUCAAGUAUGAAACCACCGAUACUUGAUAAGCCCACCAAACUAGAUGACCCAGCUGAAACCCGCCAUGACUGCUCGUAUUCACUGGAGGAGUAUGACUCUCAGAGUCGAAUGCCGAGAACGGACGCCAAGAAAUCGAACCAUAAACACAAGUAUUGUUAUGAGAUGAAUUCAAAUCCGAGAGGGACCGUCCUCAUAUUAAGUAACGAGAACUUCAAGAAUAUGGAGAGAAGAGUCGGAACGAAACAAGACGAAGUAAAUCUAACCAAGUUGUUCCAAAAGCUUCAGUACACAGUAAUUUGCAAACGGAAUCUUGAAGCUGAAAGCAUGCUUGAAGCUAUCAAGGAAUUCGCGGAGAUGGCACAUACCGAUUCGAUCAUACUCUUCCUAUUAAGUCAUGGUGAUGGAGCUGGAAGUGUCUUUGGAAUUGAUGACAUGCCUGUCAAUGUAAUGGAGGUAUCCACAUAUUUAGCGUAUCAUCAAAAUCUUCUUCUCAAGCCCAAAUGGGUUGCCGUGUCAGCAUGUCGCGGAGGAAAAUUGAACAUGGGUGUUCCCGUUGACGGACUGCCAGCUUUGGAAGACAAAUGUGCUCCAAUCUCGAAAUUUUGGAAUUUAAUGAUGUCACGUAUAAUGCCGGGAACCUUCACUUCAUUGAACGCCGACGUCAUCAUCUCGUUUUCCACCACGGACGGGUUUACGUCUUAUCGAGACGAAGAAGCGGGCACAUGGUAUAUUAAAUCCAUGUGUAAAGUCUUCAAUAAGCAUUCAAAAACUAUGCACCUUCUCGAUAUAUUAACGGAAACUGGUAGAAAUGUUGUUACGAAGUAUGAGAAUGUUCAAGGGAACGUUGUAUUAAAACAAGCCCCAGAGAUAUUAUCCAGGCUCACCAAACAAUGGCACUUUUCAAGGUCGAUGUAA
Molecule: messenger RNA, 1611 nt
Organism: Caenorhabditis elegans
Lineage: Eukaryota; Metazoa; Nematoda; Chromadorea; Rhabditida; Rhabditidae
Gene: csp-1
Product: Caspase A subunit p16
Exons: 10
Coding region: 1-1611 (536 amino acids)
Biological process (GO): proteolysis
Molecular function (GO): cysteine-type endopeptidase activity; cysteine-type peptidase activity
Source: RefSeq, marked reviewed